Molecule: messenger RNA, 333 nt
Organism: Lactuca saligna
Lineage: Eukaryota; Viridiplantae; Streptophyta; Magnoliopsida; Asterales; Asteraceae
Source: the annotation of a GenBank genome assembly
AUGGCUUUGGAUGAUGAUGAUACUAAUGAUAUGGUUAUUGAUGACACCCCACCAAAUUCUCCAGGUAAUAAUCAUCCUCCAUAUCCACCUCUAUCAUCUAUUCCUCCUCCACCAUCUCAUCCUCCUCCUCACACUCCUUCAUCACCUUCAGACACUGGUGAUCAAUCAAAUAUCAAUGACUAUGAAGGGUUUCUUGAUGUUAGAUUCAUGCCACAAGUUGUUGUUCCCGAUGUUCCUUUGAAUGUUAUUUACCUUGAUUCUUACUUUGAGGAGGAGGUUCCUCAAGAAAUUAAUAGAGCCAUUGAGCUUGAUAAUGAUCAGAUCAAUCCUUGA